GGGGAGACGUGCACGAACGGCGGCGCAAGGCGAGAUGAGGGCUAGUCGAGGGCAAAGCGUGCGCAUAGAUUCGGGGACCACAUUCGUGAUUCAGCAACUUUCGAAGCUCCCCCCCCCCCCCUCGAACACGCUCGAUGAAGACCAGAUCCUGCCUUUGGGUCGCCCCCCUCAAAUUUCUUACUCAUACAGCCCAAGGCCGAGCCCACACUCACGCCCACACCCACACCCACGCCCACGCCCACGCCCACGCCCCAAGGUACACGUACCCUUCCCUGCCAACCCUCGCAAUAAUUUGCAUAUUCCUUUAGCCUUUUGUACUGUUACAAGCAAGAAAAAAAAAACACACUUUUGUGGAGAGCGAAACGAUGGGAAAGCGAGUCGAAGGGUGGGGCGGAGGCGAUUGAAAAAGUUCUUGCCGCCAUACUUUCUCCAUGCGAUCGCAAGCGCAAGGGGCGCGGAUGGCCUGUGAAGAUACGAACGACGUGCUUGGCUCUCUUUUUUGCCAAGAAAAGAGUCCGGGCAAUAGGCGUUGCCGUCAAGAGGGCAUGUAGAUAGCGUUGUGUCCAGCCGCUUCGUUUGCAGCUUGCUGUGCUAUCGCAACCUGCUCUUCGUCUUGCUGCUCUUGUUGUUGCUCUUCAAGCGGCUCAAGUCCAUCCUGUUGCUGUUGGCCCAGAGCGUCCUGAGCUAGGGCGUGCAAGCCUUGCUCAUGAUGAUCUUGCAUCUCGUGCUCGUGCCCUUGCAGAUCGCCAUGCUCGU
Molecule: messenger RNA, 756 nt
Organism: Ceraceosorus guamensis
Lineage: Eukaryota; Fungi; Basidiomycota; Exobasidiomycetes; Ceraceosorales; Ceraceosoraceae
Exons: 1
Coding region: 35-469 (144 amino acids)
Source: RefSeq, a predicted model, not a curated record